Messenger RNA from Brugia pahangi, 228 nucleotides. Lineage: Eukaryota; Metazoa; Nematoda; Chromadorea; Rhabditida; Onchocercidae. The record is from the annotation of a GenBank genome assembly.
AUGAGAGUUACCAACUUUGUUUUACAACAGUUAGACUUAGCAGAUAUACCACUUAUACUGUGGCCUGAUUUGAAUUCUGGCCAUUAUCAAAAUUCGUGCUCAGUUAACAAGGAAAGCGGACAAACAAAGAACUGGGAACUAGAAGAACCUAAUGCUCUAAGAACCAGGAGCACUCACAAGGAAUAUUUAAGAAGUCAAACUCAAUAUUGCAAAAUCUAUUCAUCGUAA